Chara braunii is the source of this 3586-nucleotide messenger RNA. Lineage: Eukaryota; Viridiplantae; Streptophyta; Charophyceae; Charales; Characeae. The record is from the annotation of a GenBank genome assembly.
UCGAGGUCGGCGUCCUCCUCCCUCCUCUCCCUGCUGCUCCUCCGCCUCGUCAUCAUUCCGUCAGUAUUAUCGACAGCACCGCCGCCAUGCUAACGCGGAUGAAGGUGUUGCCCAGCGUAGCUCAGCUAUUGGCCAGGAGGUAUCUUGGAGAUGCGCCACGUGUCGCCACCACCUGUCGACAUCGUGGAUAUGGCGGUGUGCGCCACGUGUCGACAUCGCGAAUUCGCGUCUGGUUGGCGCGGCAAUUUGGGGCCACCGUCGAUGAGAAUCACGACAGCAGCAGCCCAAUUAGCGCUGUCGUCAUCAAUCCAGUCCUCCAGAGCGCAAUCAGCCCAGAUCCCGUCAAUUCUCAAGCAGCGUCGGAUUCCAGUCGGAGGAAAGGGGCUCAGAAUACCAUACGGAGAUUGACCCGUGCGGUGCGGAAGGGACGCCUGGAAGACGCCGAGAGGCUGCUGGCGGAAAUUGCGCAUGACGAGGAAAUGGAGCUGGAUGUCAAGCUUUGCAAUUAUGCCCUUCAUUCUUGUGCGUCUGCAAAAGAUGCCACGAGGGCGCAAACACUGCUUGCGAUAAUGAAGAAGAAGAACAUCCAGCUGGACUCCAUAUCCUAUGGCUGUCUGCUACGCUCGUUCUGCCGCGCAGGAGCUCUGGAUAAGGCGAUGAAAGUGCUCGAAGGCCUUGUUCGAGAAUACCAACUUGGUCUGUCAGGGGUGACACCCAAUGGGAUUAUGUUCAACACUGUGCUGAAUGGGUGCGCAACUGUAAAAAACAGGGCCCUGGCAGAACGAUGCCUGGAGCUCAUGAACAUCGUCAACAUUCCGAAAGAUGAUGUCACAUAUACAGAGCUGAUGAAGCUCGAGGGUGUUCUGCGUAGUGAGGAAGGUAUCGAGAGGUGGUGGAAAGAGCUGCAGCAAUUGUCUGCACAUCCAACUCCUUAUGUGCACACUGCGCGUAUCGUGGCUAUCUGCAGAUCUAGAGAUGUUGCUGCGGCGGAACGAGCUCUCAUGGAGAUGGUGGAGAGUGUUACAGAUGCGCAUCGAGGUCGGGUCAACGAAGCUGGCAUGGAAGCAGCAGAGCCUGUGGUUGAGCACAAUAUCGAUGCAUUUGUUGGUGGCGGUCCCUAUGAUUCUGCGAAAUUACGUGAUGAGAAAGAUGGCGAAGACGAUGCGAUUGUGCACACAGAGCACGCCGUGCUAGAUGCUGCUGUUCUUCGGGAUCACGAGGAGAUGAAGGGUGCUGCAGAGCAAUGGCUGGAUCAUGCUGCCAGCUCCAGUUUGAGGGGCAAUGAGGGGCAGGAGAUGUCACCUUCCAAUGGCUCUUGGCAGCAGCGAGGGGAUGACCCGAUGGUAAAUCAGGACAGUGCUUGCUUGAACAAUUUUGAGAAGAAGAACCUGGAGGAAAAAGCAGUAGGGGGGUGGAAAUGGUGGGAGGGACCGCUUCCCGAACUGAUGGAUCGACAGACUCGCAGACUGCUGUCCCAGGCAUAUAAUGCUGUUAUCAACUGCGCGUACCACAAUGGGCGAACGGACCUCGCGGAGCGCUUCUAUGCUGAGAUGCGCCAGGGUGGACUAGAGCCAGACAUCUAUACAUUCAAUGCACUUCUGCGUGCGGUCGGCAGGGGGCGGGGCUAUGGUGACGCAAAGAGGGUGAUGAAGUCCUUUGAGAUGGUUGGAAUACGUCCAGAUCAGUAUAGCAUUGCUGCUAUGAUCGAGACUCUCUGUAAGGAGGGGAACAUAAAUCAAGCCGAGGUCCUGCUGAACCGCCUCCAAGAAUAUGGCAACCCCACAUGCUUCACAUACAACCGUGUAAUUGAUGCCUGCACAGCAAAGGGCGAUCCAGUGCGAGCUCUGCAGAUCUUUGCAAAAAUGAAGAACCAUGGAGUUGCCCCGGACGAAUACACGUAUGUGUCACUCUUUUCGGCGUUUGGCCGCGCGCAUGUGUCAGGAGUGGUUGGGGGGAGUUGGUCGCGAACAGAAGUUGGGAAGCGGGUCCUGGCUCUGGAGGAAGACAUGGAGAAGUCUGGCGUGAAACACACGCGUGCGACGUUCUCUGCACUGGUACAUACGCUUGGACAUGAGGGUAUGCUGGAUGCUAUGCUGAAUCGGAUCUAUUCGGUGCAAGAUUUAAUGGACGCUUCGGGCAGGCCUUUCCUGAGCACACUCACAUGCAACAUUGCUAUCAAUGCCUGUGUGCAGGCCAAACAGGUGGAGCUUGCUCUGGAUAUUUUCGGGAAAAUGGAAGGUUGGGGUUGCGAUCCUGACCUGGUUACAUACAACACUCUCAUCAACAGUUGUUCUUACAACCAAAAUCUGCCCACCGCAUUCGAGUUGAUGGAUAGCAUGAAGAAGAAGGGAAUCCCACCUGAUAUCAUCAGCUACAACUCCCUCAUAAAGGUUACUUGCCACUGCAAUAAAUUGGACCUGGCGCUUGCUCUGCUUCAGGAAAUGAGCGCGCUGGGAAUCAAGCCAGAUACGUUCACGUUUCAUACCCUGCUUGCGUCGGCCACUUACCACAAGCGACUGGAUGUGAUAGAGUUCGUGAUUGAGCACAUGCGGCGUGAGGGGGUGAAGCCUGGGCUCUUCACAUGCGCUCUUGUUGCGACAGCCUACUUGGAGCUGGAGAGACUCGAUGAGGUUGUGGAGUCCAUGAAGGUGCUCAGCGCACGAAUGAUUGCUUCCCCCCCCCAUUCAUCAAAGGAUGGUGAGGAUGCUGCUGACACGAACGAUAUGCCGAAUCCUGGCGUCAGCGACCAGAGAAUAACAGUGAUGAGCGAGUCGGAGGCGCAGCCAAGAACCGCUUAUGAAGAAACGGAUGAGGAUGGUGUUCCGGAUGGCGUUGGUGUGAACGAUGACAUGCAAAACGAUGGCUUGGGCAACGUCGAAACAGACGAUAACUGUGCGGAGACCGACAUGGAAAGCCCGGAGGCGGAACUCGAUACAAGACACUUGCUAGAGGAUGCUGUGCUGAGUGGUAGUGAAGAGGCAGUGGGUCGGUACUUGGCCAAACUCACUGCUCUCCUGGACGGGGAAUACACAUUCUUAGAGAAGAGUGAUGAUAAGACGAAGAUGUCUGCUGAGGUGCUUGGCUCUUCGUCGCUUGCUGUGAAUGCUGCCUACCAGCACCUCUGUGCUGUGGAUGCUGUCUACUUCAUGCUGUUUAGUCUUGCUGCCCGACAGCAAAAGCCUGUCCAAGUGGCUGUGGAGAUGGACUCUACGAGAAGCGGGUCGGGCAGGAAUCGUCAUUGCUCCCAUCAGGCGCCAACUUGCACGGCAGUGGACCCGCCCCGGCGACUGCGCUGAGGCCAUCUUCCUGGCCAUGUGAUUCUGUGGGAGUGAAUGCGGGAAUUGUCAUUGCUGCCAUCAAGCGCCGACGUGCAAGGCAGUGGGCCCGUCCCGGCGACUGCGCAGAGGCUAUCUUCCUGGCCAUGUGAUUCUGUGGCGGCGAACUGACCCUUGGCAUGCCCCAGCGACCGCGCAGAGGUCAUCUUCCUGGCCAUGUAAUAUGUGGCGGUGAAUGACUUGCGACACACCCCAGCGAUUGCUCAGAGGCCGUCUUUUUCCUGCCCGUAUAACAAAUAUGUGGCAGCGAG